Cadophora gregata is the source of this 1134-nucleotide messenger RNA. RefSeq lists its product as uncharacterized. Gene Ontology annotation, biological process: protein transport to vacuole involved in ubiquitin-dependent protein catabolic process via the multivesicular body sorting pathway. The record is from RefSeq and is a predicted model, not a curated record. Gene Ontology annotation, cellular component: ESCRT II complex. Gene Ontology annotation, molecular function: structural molecule activity; protein homodimerization activity. The transcript is spliced from 3 exons. The coding region runs from base 198 to 848 and encodes 216 amino acids. NCBI's taxonomy places the organism in Eukaryota, Fungi, Ascomycota, Leotiomycetes, Helotiales, Ploettnerulaceae.
AUUGGCUUAUCUCAAUAAAUGAAACUGUACUUGCUAUUCGCUAUCAGAUAGUAUCCUCGCCCCCAAAUCACAGAAUCCAAGCCUCGUGCGGCCGUGCACGCAAGGCUGAUGAUGUCCAUGAACCCCACCAAGGCACAACAUCUGAACAUCCUCAAUCUUCUAUUGCUUCACUCUCAGAACUUCGCGAUCGGCAAACCAUGACAUCAAAUUACACACCUUCCUACAGCCCCUCAACCGCACCCUCCUACUCAAUACCACCCCCUCCAUCAUCCUUCACUCCAAAUACCACUACAACAACAACCUUCCCCUUCCCCCGCCACUACUCCUUCCCACCCUUCUUCACCGCCCAAAAGAACCUCACAACCCACCAUGCCCAACUAACAAAAUGGUCAUCCCUAAUCCUCUCCUACUGCCGACACCACAAGAUCUUCAAGCUCUCCCUCUCCGAAGCCCUCGACAGCGAAUUGUUCUAUAAUAAAGCGAUAGGGAAACGGUUGAGUCGCGAGGAUGCGAAGGAAGUGGUCGAGUUCAUGCGGAAGGAGGGGAGGGCGGAGUGGAUUGUUGAUGGGAAGGGGGGAGGGAGGGGGACGGGAGAGGGAAGUGUGUUCUGGGUUUGGUGGAGGGAUGUGGAGGAGUGGGCGGGGUUGAUUGCGGAGUGGGUUGACGAAACGGCUCAGAAGAAUACAGUGUUGACGCUGUAUGAGUUGACGGAAAGUGAGGCGACGAUAUCUCAAGAUUUCCAUGGUAUGGAUCCAGACUUAUUACAAAAGGCUUUAGGUGUGCUGGUCAGGCGAGGAAAGGCACAGGUAUUCGGACAGGAGGAUCAACAAGGUGUCAAAUUUUUCUAGGGAUUUGGUUGGUGAAUUCAUUACCAUGUACGAGAUGCAUCGGGAAGGAGUUUAUGAUUUGAGACGCAUGAUUCUAUUGUUACUAGAAUACCCGAUGUCCCUUAGGACCUUCAUGACCCGUUCCAAAUACAGGGUAUUACCAUACAAAAGCCGUGACUGCGUGGGCUCCAAGAACAAGUACAAUACAGCAAUCAUUGAUAGCCUGAAGUCAACUACUUCCUCGUGACCAAGAAAUUGUCACUCCACUUAUGUUGUUGGGCCAUGGCAACAUCCAAGAGCCAUUCCA